Xyrichtys novacula (pearly razorfish) is the source of this 2337-nucleotide messenger RNA. The record is from the annotation of a GenBank genome assembly. Lineage: Eukaryota; Metazoa; Chordata; Actinopteri; Labriformes; Labridae.
AUGGAGGAGCGGAAGCUAAAGAGAAAGAGCCCCAGGUCAUCCACCAACACAGCGGCUCCGACUGGAGGCUCUGGCCGGAAGACGAGCACUUCCUCCGGGGGACGGCACGUCGGCUACAGCCACAACAUGGGGACUCACUCCAGCCAGAAGAACAAGAGCCGAAGGUUAAAAAACACACCUUUAACAACUAUUUUACCAUUUAUAUAUUUUAUAUGAAAUAUUGACAAGGUUUAGACUCACUUACAAGCACUUAUUUCUGACUAUUUUGUGUGUUUUCUCUGUUUUAGGGGCGUCAGAGACAAACCAAGGAGCCAUCAGGGCUCUGCAAGUAAAGCCAACCAGAACCAGAGCCAGGGUCAGGCUGCUCCUAUCAUCCAGCACUCCUUCCUGACUGAUGUUUCAGAUGUCCAGGAGAUGGAGAAGGGUCUGCUGAGUCUCCUCAACGACUUCCACUCAGGGAAACUACAAGCAUUUGGUAAUUUUUAAAUAUAGAGGAGACUACGGAUGUAAUGAUAUGAAAAUUUAACAUCAAAAUGAUCACGGUUAUCAAUAUUCUCACGGUAUUGUUGAAAUAUGUUCAAGAUGUUUAAAAAGCACUUUCACAUGCCCUGAAAUCAUUUAACAAAGUUUGAAAAAAACAAUCAAAAUAACACGCAGAAUGAACUUUUCCUUCACCUAAUAUAACAGAGGAACGUUAAGAUUAAAAACUAAAGAUGGGGCCGUAAAAGAGUUAAAGAUAAUCAACACGUGUACUAGUAAUAACAAAGUACAAAGUCAUGUAUGGAAGUAAAUCUGUGCUGUCUGAAUUUUAAUUUUAGUCCAACCCAAAGACCAAUCCAAGGUUGUUGUUGAGUUAUAUUUUGCCAUUUAUUGAUGUAAUGAAAAACAAACAAAAAAAAGACAGACACGUCCAACUUACAACGAUGGUGAGAGUGGUGUCGCAGAUUAGCGGUAGAAACCGUGUGCUCUUCCUGUUCCCCAGAUCACUGCUUUACCUGCGUCCCUUUGUAGCAUUUACCUGAAGUGCCUCUUGUGGUGAUUGUACGAGUAACAAAACAAAACCCCAAAAAUAAUAUUGAUAAAAUGGCGCAUACACACAGUAAUGAUAAAAUAAAAUAACAAAAAGGAGUAGGAAAAAACAAUACAAUCAAUAAAAGGUUAAAAAAGAAAAGAUUACAAGUAAAAAAAGGCUGAAAGGACAAUAAGUCGAAAUAAGAUAGAGGUAAAAGAGAUAAGAUCCCUGUAUUUAAAGGAAAAUUACACCUGUUUCUGUUUGCUCUCUCUGUCAGGUAAUGAAUGCUCCAUUGACCAGAUGGAGCACGUGAGGGAGAUGCAGGAGAAGCUGGCCCGUUUGCACUUUGACCUCUAUGGAGAGGUGGAUGAGAUGCCCGAGGACCAGAGGAAGGUGGCCUGUGACACCAACAUGGACAAACUCCUGCUUAAUGUAAGCCUGGAGUUAAUCCCAAAUACUCUGAAUUUUCUCCUCAUUUAUAAUAGAGCUGUUCACUGAGGGGGUGAAACUGCUCCACAUCCAUGCGAGGAUUUAGCUCCUAAUUCUCCCUCCUGGUUUUAAUCUGUUAAAGUAAUCUGGACCUACUUGUUACGUGUAUAACAGGAUAAAGUCUUGAAGGUGCCUCACGGCAACAUGAGUUUUAUAUGAUCAAAAUGUGCUUUUUCUCCACAGCUUGAGGAGCUGAGCACCUCCAUGUAUCCUUUCAUCGCCUUAAAACCAGAUUACAAACCCGUAAAGCUCAUAUUUGCUUAUUUUAAAUAUGUCAGAAAAACUAGGACAGUUCAGCAAUAAGUGACAAGUUAGGACAGCAGCAAGACUUAGACUGGACUGCAUCCUGACUCUCAUCAAACAGGGUUUUAUAGGUCUAGGCGGGUGCAUUUAUGAAAAAAAAAAAAACAAAUCCUUAAGAACAUACUUAAAGUUUACCAAAGUUUGACCGCUAGAAGGGUGUCAUUUUCACAAUGGCUUCCAUGAUGGGUUGGAAGCCCAGGGAGACACCUAAGGUGAAUAGGGUAGAUGACAGAUGAAUGAAGAUGACACCUUUCAAACUUUGGUCAACUUUUAGUAUGUUACUAAGGACAUCUAAUAUUAUAAAAAAACAGCUGAGAAACCUUCAGUUUGAAUUUUUUGGGGUCAAGUCUUAUUUGCACCUGACUAGUCCCUUUGAAGUGAAAGUAAAACCACUUCGCUGUCGCGUUUCCUGCCUCUCCAACUCUCUUCUUGUUCCUAAACUUCCUGGUGUGUUUCCUUGACCGCUUCACUCCUCCAGCCAGAAGCUGAAUCUCGCCGACUCCCAGGAAAUCCCGAGGACUGCCAGCAUGUGA